UGGAAAAUGGCGGGCGCUUUGACAGACAGACAACUUGUACGAGUUGUUUAUGAUGCCUUGCAGGCUGCGUCUUGUCCCUUGGUGGAGGGUUUGUACCUGCAGGAAGCAGACAGCAUGCUGCAGCUGCUCUGUACUCCCUCACAGCACCGCACAGACAUACUGGCAUGGAUCUGUGGCAGUAUCAACCCAAAUUUUGCCACUUCCAAGGUGAUGUCAAUGAGAUCCAAAGACCCAGAUGCUUUCACUAAAGAAAUGGCUGUGCUUGGGCAGGAGCUGAUGCUGUGUAGAGCAGGUGACCUCGACCUGAUCAGGGGUGACGUGAGUCCUCACAGGCAACUUCAGUUCCUGGAGCAGCUUUUAACUCUAGUCCCAGGCUGCAGUAAGUCUGCGGGGCACAGAGCAAAUGAGGAGAUGCUACUGAAUGAACUCUGCGCUGAUGAGAAUCUGCCUCACCUCACACAAAUGCUUGAACCCACGUUCGACCCCUGGCCUGGACACAUCAAGUAUAUGGCUUCACGCAAAGGCACUAAGUCAUCUUCUAAACCAAGUAAAGAGGAUGCUGAUGUUACUGCCCUUCUACAGUCAACUCAGUCAGUACUGGAGCAGCUACAGUCAGAGUGUGAAUUCCUGAACAAUGAGGCGCAGAGUCCUGGUGUCUUUUCUCCAAGCUCAUUGCGCGUGGCGGCGUGUGACCUUCAGCAGCUGAUGGCUACUUUCAGCCAUGUUUACGAAACAGACUUGAGUGCUUACUGCAGUAGAGACCCCCCCAGCUUCAGCACAGAGACCGAUAUCUUCCAGAGAGUACACCAACUACUGCUGACCUGCAACACGGAGCUGGAAAUGCUAAAUGAAGUAUCAGAAGCUUCUGCAUCCACGAAUGAGGAAGUGAACCGGCUUCAAACGCAGCCACGCUACUGGAGAAGAGGAGAGAAGCACACAUUACCUGACCAACUGGAAGAACUCUCCCGGCGAAGUAGGGAGUUUCUCUCGCUGCUACAUUCCUGAUGGCAACAACUUCAAACCAUCAGGGUAAAUGUUGAUUGCCUGCUGGAGUGAGAAAAGCACUCAGAGUAAUGCAGUAAUUAUGGACGGAGAGUCUGAUCUGUACUUGUGUUAAGACUUUAAACAGAAUUCUGUAUGAUUCUGCAUAAAAUGUUAACCAGCGCAAGCUGCUGUUGCUCAGACGCAUUUCAGCAGAACUGCACUCAUCUUUUUGUAAGUGAAAGCUAAUACAGUUUGAUGUGGUUCCUGUUUAUUUAAAAUAAAGUUUGUUGGAAACACUCACAUAAUACUGGCGAAAAUAUAUUCCAUGUAAUAAGGAUUGCAGUGAUCUACAGUGAUGAGCGAUGGUUUCAGUGGGUGGGUGUCUGAUGUGUUGGGAUGAUAAAAUCAGAAUGUAAUAUUCCUCCUUUUUCACCCUAACUUGUAUUGUCCUUUGCAGAGCUCAAUAUGAAUGUGCAUAUUGUAUUUCUGAAUAAAUAAAAUAUUUUAAACUUCA
Messenger RNA from Seriola dumerili (greater amberjack), 1498 nucleotides. RefSeq names its product HAUS augmin like complex subunit 7 (gene haus7). The record is from RefSeq and is a predicted model, not a curated record. The transcript has 9 exons. Gene Ontology annotation, biological process: spindle assembly; centrosome cycle. Gene Ontology annotation, cellular component: HAUS complex. NCBI's taxonomy places the organism in Eukaryota, Metazoa, Chordata, Actinopteri, Carangiformes, Carangidae. Gene Ontology annotation, molecular function: microtubule minus-end binding. Bases 7 to 1005 code for a protein of 332 amino acids.